AUGGGUAUGAUGGCGAACGCUAGGUGGCUGGCUACCGUGUGCACCCUGCUGGCCCUCUUUGCCACCGGCGGCUGCAUGAAGUGCUGGCAGUGCGGCCAAUACAGCGACGGUGUGGGCUCCAUAACGCCCUGCAACAAUCGCAGCGCAACGCGGCUGGCGGAAUGUCCUGCGGGGGCGAAGUACUGCAUAAAAUACGUCAGCGAGUUGACCGUCGUACGAGACUGCGUGCCUACGUGCACCGAAAAAGAAUGGUGGGGAGCCCGGACCUUCUGCUGUGACAGCGACGAGUGUAACAGCGCGUUUAUUCAGACCCCUGUAGCCGCCGUCGUCUUCGCUGCGGCCACGCUGGCAGCGGCCGGCCGC
Molecule: messenger RNA, 363 nt
Organism: Iphiclides podalirius (scarce swallowtail)
Lineage: Eukaryota; Metazoa; Arthropoda; Insecta; Lepidoptera; Papilionidae
Source: the annotation of a GenBank genome assembly